AUGUCUGCUUCUCUUAAAGAAACCUUUGCAAGGUGCAAAAAAGAAGGUCGUAAUGCCCUUGUCAACUUCAUUACCGCUGGUUAUCCAACCAUCGAAGACACCUUACCUAUCUUGAAAGGUAUGCAAGAUGGUGGAGUCGACAUCAUCGAGUUAGGAAUCCCAUUUUCUGAUCCAAUCGCCGAUGGCCCAACCAUCCAAGCUGCUAAUAACGUGGCCUUAGAUAAUGGUAUUACCGUAAGCAAGUGUUUAGACUUGGUGUCCCAAGCUAGAGCUGAAGGUGUCACCGUUCCAAUCAUCUUGAUGGGUUACUACAAUCCGAUUUUAAAGUAUGGGGAACAAAAGAUGAUCGAAGACUCUGCCAAGGCAGGUGCUAACGGUUACAUUGUUGUCGACUUACCACCUGAAGAAGCCUUAAAGUUCAGAGGUUUGUGUACCCACUACGGCUUAAGUUACGUUCCAUUAGUUGCACCUGCCACCACUGACGAAAGAUUAAAGGUGCUUGGUAGUAUCUCUGAUUCUUUCAUUUAUGUUGUUUCUAGAAUGGGUACUACUGGUGCUACUACUAGUGUCACUGAUAAUAUCACUGAUUUAUGUACUAGAGUACGUAAAUUUGUUGGUAAAGAUACUCCUUUGGCCGUUGGUUUCGGUGUCCUGACAAGAGAACAUUUCCUUAUGGUGGGGAAGUCUGCUGAUGGUGUUGUCAUUGGAAGUAAGAUUAUUAACUUGUUGGGUGAAAGUGCACCUGGUGAAAGAGGUGAAGUCACCAAGAACUACGUCAAGUCUAUUUUAGGUGAAUACCAGCCAACUACCACUCCAAAAACCUUCACUCGUCCAGUUACUUCUACUUCAUCUAUUGAGUCUUCUUCUGCUCAAACCGAUUUUAAUGAAGUCCACAAAUUUUCUCCAAGAUUUGGUGAAUUUGGUGGUCAAUACGUUCCGGAAGCUUUGCACACUUGUCUUGCUGAAUUAGAAAGAGCUUAUGAAUCUGCAGUUGCAGACCCAGCCUUUUGGGAAGAGUUUAGAGCCUUGUACAGUUACAUUGGUAGACCAUCCUCCUUGCACAAAGCUGAUAGAUUAACUGAGUACGCUGGUGGUGCUCAAAUCUGGUUAAAGAGAGAAGAUUUGAACCACACUGGUUCUCACAAGAUUAACAAUGGGUUAGCUCAAGUUUUAAUCGCCAAGAGAUUAGGUAAGAAGAAGAUUAUUGCUGAAACUGGUGCUGGUCAGCAUGGUGUCGCAACUGCAACUGCAUGUGCCAAGUUCGGUAUGGAAUGUACCGUUUUUAUGGGUGCAGAAGAUUGCCGUAGACAGGCUUUAAACGUUUUCAGGAUGAAGAUCUUAGGAGCCAAGGUUGUUCCAGUCACUGCUGGUACUAUGACUUUGAGGGAUGCUACCAGUGAAGCUUUUAGAUUCUGGGUCUCUAAUUUAGAGUCAACUCAUUACGUUGUCGGAUCUGCAAUUGGACCACAUCCUUACCCAACCUUAGUUAGAACUUUCCAAAGUGUUAUUGGGCAAGAAACCAAAGAGCAAUUCAAGAAGUUGAAUGAAGGUAGAUUACCAAAUUGUGUCGUUGCCUGUGUAGGUGGUGGUUCUAAUGCUACCGGUAUGUUUUCGCCAUUUGAGAAGGAUACUGAGGUUAAGAUGUUGGGUGUUGAAGCUGGUGGUGAUGGUUUAGAUACUGAACGUCACUCGGCUACCUUAACUGCCGGUAUCCCUGGUGUUUUCCAUGGUGUUAAAACUUUUGUCUUGCAAGAUGACGAUGGUCAAGUCCAUGACACACACUCAGUCUCUGCUGGUUUGGAUUACCCAGGUGUUGGUCCAGAAUUGGCUUACUGGAAACUGACUGGUAGAGCUGAAUUUAUUGCAGCAACUGAUGCUCAAGCCUUACAGGGCUUCAAGUUAUUAUCCCAGUUAGAAGGUAUUAUUCCAGCAUUGGAAUCUUCCCAUGCCGUUUUCGGUGGUGUUGAAAGAGCCAAGACUAUGUCUAAGGAUGAGCACUUGGUUAUUAACAUUUCAGGAAGAGGUGAUAAGGAUGUUCAAAGUGUUGCUGAAAUUUUACCAAAGCUCGGUGAACAAAUUGGUUGGGAUUUAAGAUUUGAAGAGGAUCCAACCAAAUAG
This is a messenger RNA of Dujonia railenensis, 2118 nucleotides long. The record is from the annotation of a GenBank genome assembly. Lineage: Eukaryota; Fungi; Ascomycota; Pichiomycetes; Serinales; Debaryomycetaceae.